Molecule: messenger RNA, 377 nt
Organism: Staurois parvus
Lineage: Eukaryota; Metazoa; Chordata; Amphibia; Anura; Ranidae
Source: the annotation of a GenBank genome assembly
UCAACGAAAAGAGCCGAAGAUGUUGGCUCGGUCAUGUGAUCAGCUGUGUCCAAUCACAGCUGAUCACAUGUGACAUGUACACUGAUCAUCAGGGCACUGACGAUCAGUGUGCCCUGAUGAUCUGUGUAGCCCCAGCAGUGCCACCUGUCAGUGUCCAUCAGUGGUGCCAGCUGUCAGUGCUCAUCCAUGCCACCUGCCAGUGCCCAUCAGUGCCACAUCAAUGCCACAUAUCAGUGCCUACCAGUGCACAUCAAUGUCACAUAUCAGUGCCCAUCUGAGCUGCCUUUCAGUGUCACCCAUCAGUGUGCACCAGUACCGCCUAUCAGUGCCACCUAACAGUGCCAGUCAGUGCCACCUAUCAGUGCCAUAUAUGAGUG